Messenger RNA from Sphenostylis stenocarpa, 2232 nucleotides. The record is from the annotation of a GenBank genome assembly. Lineage: Eukaryota; Viridiplantae; Streptophyta; Magnoliopsida; Fabales; Fabaceae.
AUGGAAGGUCAUAGUGAGAUGGGUCUAAUUGGAGAGAGUUUUGAUACUAGUAAUUUGCUGGGGAGGAUGAGGGAUGAUGACUAUGAAAGCCGGUCUGGAAGUGAUAAUUUUGAUGGUGGAUCUGGUGAUGAUCAAGAUGCUGGAGAUGAUCAGCCACAGAGAAAGAAGAAGAAAUACCAUAGACACACUCCUCAACAAAUUCAGGAGCUUGAAGGGUUCUUCAAGGAGUGUCCUCAUCCUGAUGAGAAGCAAAGAACAGAUCUUAGUAAGAGGCUUGGCUUGGAGAAUAAGCAAGUCAAGUUCUGGUUUCAAAACCGACGAACCCAAAUGAAGACACAACUGGAACGCCAUGAGAACAUGGUUCUUAAGCAGGAAAAUGACAAGCUCCGAGCUGAGAAUGGUGUAAUGAAGGAAGCUUUGGCAAAUCCUAUAUGUAACAACUGUGGUGGUCCAGCCAUUCCUGGUCAAAUUUCAUUGGAGGAGCACCAGACUAGAAUUGAGAAUGCUCGACUGAAGGAUGAACUGAAUCGAAUAUGUACAUUGGCAAACAAGUUUCUGGGCCGGUCCCUCUCAUCACUGGCCAGUCCCAUGUCUCUGCCACCGACAAAUUCUGGUCUAGAGCUUGCUAUUGGAAGAAAUGGAAUUGGUGGUUCAAGCAAUUUCGGCAUGCCCUUGCCUAUUGGAUUUGAUGUGGGAGAUGGAGUUUUGGGCUCCUCGCCUGCAAUGCCUAAUAUGAGUGUUAGAUCACCAAUGGGAAUGAUGGGAAAUGAAAUCCAUCUUGAGAGAUCUAUGCUUAUAGAUAUUGCAGUAAAUGCUAUGGAUGAAUUAGUCAAGAUGGCUCAACAAGAUAGCCCACUUUGGAUUAAGAGUUCUGAUGGCAGGAAUGAAGUACUGAAUCAUGAGGAGUAUGCAGGAAUGUUUUCUGCUUAUGCUGGAGCAAAACCUGCUGGUUAUGUAACUGAAGCUACAAGAGCAACUGGAGUUGUAUUAGCCAGCAGUUUGGGCCUUGUGGAAACAUUGAUGGAUGUGGAUCGAUGGUUGGAGAUGUUUUCAUGUAUGGUUGCUAGUGCUUGCACUUUGGACGUAUUAUCUAGUGGUACGGGUGGAACAAGAAAUGGCGCUUUGCAAGUGAUGCUGGCGGAGGUUCAAUUGCUUUCUCCACUAGUGCCUGCUCGUCAAAUGAGUUUCCUCAGGUUUUGCAAGCAGCAUGCCGAAGGUGUAUGGGCUGUGGUUGAUGUUUCCGUUGACAUUAUUCGAAAUGCUUCCAAUUCACAUCCAUUAAUGAGCUGCAGGAGGCUUCCUUCUGGGUGUAUUAUUCAGGAUAUGCCCAAUGGUUUGUCCAAGAUUACUUGGGUGGAACAUUCCCAGUAUGAUGAGAGUGUGAUCCACCAACUUUGUCGCCCAUUGGUUAGUUCUGGCAUUGGCUUUGGUGCUCACAGAUGGAUUGCUUCUCUCCUGAGGCAGUGUGAGUGCUUGGCAAUCCUCAUGUCGCCUUCUGGUCCAUCUGACGACCCCACUGUCAUUAGCCAACCCAAUAGGAGAAGCGUGAUGAAGCUCGCACAACGCAUGACUGAGUACUUCUGCUCAGGGAUCUGUGCUUCAUCUGCGCGCAAAUGGGAUGUCCUUCACAUUGGUAAUCUGGCUGAUGACAUGAGAAUCAUGGCCCGGAAAAUUGUGGAUGACCCAAAUGAGGCUCCUGGAAUUGUGCUGAGUGCUUCAACUUCUGUCUGGAUGCCUGUGUCACGGCAAAGGUUGUUUGACUUUCUGCGUAAUGAACAGUUGAGAGGCGAAUGGGACUUGCUGUCCAAAGGUGGUCCAAUGAAGGAGAUGCUCCAUGUUCCUAAAGGACAAGACCAUGGAAACUGUGUUUCCAUCCUUCAUUAUGCUAAUAACGAGAGCAACGUGCUAUAUCUGCAAGAGUCAUGGACUGAUGCCACCGGCUCCAUGGUAGUGUAUUCCCCGAUCAACAUGCAGUCCUUGAACAUGGUGAUGAAUUGUGGAGAUUCAUCGUUCGUUGCUCUCCGUCCGUCAGGCUUUGCUAUUCUGCCAGAUGGCCACUCAAACAACGGUGACGGCAGUGAUGGUAGCGGCAACUGCUUGCUAACAGUUGGGUUACAAAUGUUACAGAAUGGCAACCAGUCAGCUAAGUUCACAAUGGAGUCAGUUGAAACGGUUAAUUCCCUCAUCUCAUGCACCAUUCAGAAGAUCAAAGAUGCACUAGGAGUUGCAUGA